Messenger RNA from Centropristis striata (black sea bass), 4767 nucleotides. RefSeq names its product solute carrier family 12 member 5-like. The record is from RefSeq and is a predicted model, not a curated record. The transcript is spliced from 24 exons. Gene Ontology annotation, molecular function: ammonium channel activity; potassium:chloride symporter activity. Lineage: Eukaryota; Metazoa; Chordata; Actinopteri; Perciformes; Serranidae. The coding region runs from base 50 to 4459 and encodes 1469 amino acids. Gene Ontology annotation, biological process: chloride ion homeostasis; potassium ion import across plasma membrane; chloride transmembrane transport. Gene Ontology annotation, cellular component: plasma membrane.
CAGUGCAGCCAGCGAUGCAGAUAAGAGCCAGCAGUAUGACGGCAAGAAUAUGGCUCUGUUUGAGGAAGAGAUGGAUACCAGUCCAAUGGUCUCCUCUCUGCUCAGCAGUCUGGCCAACUACUCCAACCUGCCGACAGGCAGCAAAGAGCACGAAGAGGCCGAGAAUAAUGAGGAGGGGGCGCGUCCGUCUAAAAAGCCUGUCAAGGCUCCACAGUUGGGCACUCUGAUGGGAGUGUACUUGCCGUGCAUCCAGAACAUUUUUGGGGUUAUCCUCUUCCUGCGGAUGACCUGGAUGGUUGGGAUUGGAGGCGUCUUUGGCUCUUUCAUAAUUGUCUUCAUGUGUUGCUCCACAACGAUGCUCACAGCCAUCUCCAUGAGUGCCAUUGCAACGAAUGGAGUCGUACCAGCUGGAGGUUCAUAUUACAUGAUCUCUCGCUCUCUGGGGCCCGAGUUUGGUGGAGCUGUUGGCAUUUGCUUCUACUUAGGCACCACUUUUGCAGGUGCCAUGUACAUUCUGGGCUGUAUUGAAAUUCUUCUGAUUUACAUCGUUCCUCAGAUGGCCAUCUUUAAGAUCGAGGGCCUGGAGGGGGCGGAGGCGGAGGCGGCUCUCCUCAACAACAUGCGGGUGUACGGCACCAUUGUGCUGAGCUUCAUGUCGCUGGUGGUGUUUGUGGGGGUCAAAUAUGUGAACAAGCUGGCGCUGGUCUUCCUGGCCUGUGUCAUCCUCUCUAUCCUGGCUGUUUAUGCCGGAGUCAUCAAGACCGCCAUCGACCCUCCUGUCUUCCCCGUUUGUCUUCUGGGAAACCGAACCCUCAUUUCUAAAGGAUAUGACGUCUGUGCAAAGGUCAUCGAAAUAGACAACGAAACCGUCACCACCAAACUGUGGAUGUCCUUCUGUGAUUCUGACAGCCUCAAUGCCACUUGUGACGAUUAUUUCAACAACAACAACGUCACAGAGAUUCAGGGCAUCCCAGGGGUCACGAGUGGCAUCCUGGCAGAGAACCUGUUUGGUACCUACCUGGAGAAAGGGGUGAUCCUGGAGAAGCGUGGUCUUGCAUCAGAGGUAGAUCCAGACAGUCCCGUGACCAACUCCAACCGCUACGUUCUGGCUGACAUCACCAGCUUCUUCACCCUGCUGGUCGGGAUUUACUUCCCAUCUGUCACAGGUAUCAUGGCGGGCUCCAACCGCUCCGGAGACCUGCGUGAUGCUCAGAAGUCGAUCCCCAUUGGCACCAUUGCAGCCAUCACCACCACGUCUACUGUGUACAUGUCCUGUGUGGUGCUGUUUGGUGCCUGUAUAGAAGGAGUAGUCCUACGGGACAAGUUCGGUGAAGGGGUUAAUGGAAACCUGGUGAUUGGGACUCUGGCAUGGCCGUCUCCGUGGGUCAUUGUGAUUGGCUCUUUCUUUUCCACUUGCGGAGCGGGACUCCAGAGUCUGACUGGAGCGCCACGCCUCCUACAGGCCAUCUCUCGAGACGGCAUCAUCCCAUUUCUUAGAGUGUUUGGGCAUGGUAAGGCCAACGGGGAGCCCACCUGGGCUCUUCUGCUCACAGCCAGCAUCUGUGAGAUCGGCAUCAUCAUCGCCUCCCUGGAUGCAGUUGCACCAAUCCUCUCCAUGUUUUUCUUGAUGUGCUACAUGUUUGUCAAUCUGGCCUGUGCCCUGCAGACUUUGCUGCGGACGCCAAACUGGAGACCGCGCUUUAAGUUCUAUCACUGGGCUCUGUCUUUCUUGGGUAUGAGCCUGUGCCUGUCACUGAUGUUCAUCUGUUCCUGGUAUUACGCCAUUGUUGCCAUGGGCAUCGCCACCUGCAUCUACAAAUACAUUGAGUUCUGCGGAGCGGAGAAGGAGUGGGGCGAUGGGAUACGUGGCAUCUCUCUCAGCGCUGCACGCUUCGCUCUCAUGAGGCUGGAGGAAGGACCGCCGCACACCAAGAACUGGAGGCCUCAGCUUCUGGUCCUGGUGAGCAUGGAUGCUGAUCAGAACGUAGAGCAGCCUCGUCUGCUCUCUCUGACCAAUCAGCUGAAAGCAGGGAAGGGUCUGACCAUCGUUGGCACCUCAGUUCAAGGGACCUUCCUCGACAACUACACCGAGGCCCAGAGGGCGGAUCAGUCUUUGCGUAAGUUGAUGGAGGCGGAGAAGGUGAAGGGCUUCUCUCAGGUGGUCAUUUCCUCCAAUCUGAGAGACGGGACAUCCCACCUGAUCCAGGUCGGAGGACUGGGAGGUCUAAAGCACAACACUGUGAUGGUGAGCUGGCCCCGAAACUGGAAACAGCCGGAGUGCCACCAACAAUUCAGGAACUUUAUUGAGGUGGUGAGAGAGACAACUAUAGCCAGUAUGGCCAUGUUGGUUCCUAAGAAUAUCUCCAGCUACCCUUCCAAUGGUGAGCGCUUCACUGAAGGCUACAUAGACGUGUGGUGGAUCGUCCAUGAUGGAGGCAUGUUGAUGCUUCUUCCCUUCCUGCUGCGUCAGCACAAGGUGUGGAGGAAGUGCAAGAUGCGCAUUUUCACAGUAGCCCAGAUGGAUGACAACAGUAUCCAGAUGAAGAAAGAUCUCAUCACCUUCCUCUAUCACCUGCGCAUCGAUGCUGCGGUGGAAGUGGUGGAGAUGCAUGACAGUGACAUCUCAGCCUACACCUACGAGAAGACACUGAUAAUGGAGCAGCGAUCACAGAUCCUCAAACAGAUGCAUCUGACCAAGAAUGAGAUGGAAAGAGAGAUCCAGAGCAUCACAGAUUCAUCCCGUGGGUCCAUUCGGCGUAAAAAUCCGUCCGCCGGGCGCUCUCGGCACAGCGUUGACGAAGGAGCCAGUGUGGCAGAGCAACCAGAAGACGAGUCUGUGGCUGUCUCCGACCCAAAACAGGUUCAGCUGAUCCACAGUAAGAACGCCUCCACACCCACUAGCCCCACAAGUCCCACGUCUCCCACUGCGCCUGCAGGGGGCGCUUCGACCUGGACGGACAACAAGCGUUCAGACAAGGGGAAGACCUUUUUAUCAGCGAACCCGGAGGCGGGCAAAGACCUCUUCAACAUGAAGCCGAGCCAGGUUGACUUGAGGCGCAUGCACACAGCGUUGCGGCUCAAUGAGGUUAUCAUGAAGAAGUCAAAGGAGGCAAAACUCGUCCUGCUCAACAUGCCCGGACCACCCAAGAACCGUACUAACAGGACGAACCCCAUGGACAAUGCAGUGUACAGGGACUACCCUGUUUUUACAGACAUUCAGGUCAUGAUAUUCCUUGGCUUUGGGUGCCUGCUGGCAUUUUUUCGACUCUAUGGAUUUGGGGGCAUGGUUUUUAACUUCCUCACGGCUACUUUUGCCAUCCAGUGGGCCAUUCUGGUGCAGGGGUACUUCCAGUUCAGCCAUGAGGGUAAGAUCCACCUCGGGGUGAUUAACCUCAUAAAUGCAGAGUUUGCCUGUGCUGUGGUGCUGAUAUCUUUCGGGGCUGUGCUGGGGAAGACCAGCCCCUUGCAGCUGCUGGUCAUGGCUCUGCUGGAAGUGCCGGUGUUUGCAGUCACAGAAUGGGCCGUGCUCAAGUAUCUGAGGAUCAACGACGCGGGAGGCUCCAUCCUCAUUCACCUGUUUGCCUGUUACUUUGGCUUGGGCGUCACUUUUGUUCUGUACAGGCCCAGUCUCAAUAAAGGCCAUGCAAAGGAGAACACAAGCUACCAGUCUGACAUCCUGGCCCUCAUGGGAACCUUGUUCCUCUGGGUGUUUUGGCCCUCCUUUAACUCAGCAUUGACCCUGAAAGGAGACGACCAGCACAGAGCCAUCCUCCACACCUUCAUCGGCCUCAGUGCCUCCACACUCACCGCCUUCGCUCUCUCUGCCAUGCUGAACAGAAACGGUAAGCUCACCAUGGCAGAUAUUCAGAAUGUGACGCUGGCUGGAGGCGUGACAGUCGGGGCAUCUGUGGAUAUGAUGAUCUCUCCUGCAGCUGCUUAUGCUCUCGGUAUGAUGGGCUGCACUGCAUGCAUGCUGGGCUACAAGUACUUGAGCCCCUUCCUGGCACGGCGCUUCAGGAUCCAGGAUCAGUGUGGAAUACAUAACCUGCACGGUCUAACAGGACUAAUAUCCUGUGCUGCAGGGAUAUGUGCUAUACUGAUGGCUAAUGAGGACACUUAUGGCCCCAGUUUGUAUGAGAUCUUUUCCCACAGAGCACCAGUAGAAGGAGACCCGAAGCUGCAGGAGCUCCAGAUGGUGAUCCCCGGUUUACAGCCAGGCUUGGGGAGGACUGCCCGGGAACAGGCUCUCUUCCAGGUCGCAGCUGUGUUCUCAACCAUGGGAGCGGCAGCACUUGGCGGCAUCCUCACAGGCUUCGUCUUGAAGCUGCCGUUCCUCGCACCGCCAUCUGAUGAUUUAUGUUUUGAUGAUGAGCUGUUUUUCGAUGUUCCACCAGACUAUGACUCACCACGCCACCACCAUCUUAAUAACAUAGUUGCAACAGAGGAUUCUGCUGCCUGACUUGCAACUGUUAUUAAGAAAAUGUAAAUAAGCAUAUAUUUGUCUUUAUAAGUAAUGGAAUUUGCCAUGAUUAACAGUACAUUACAGUAACUAUUAAUUAAAUGUUUACAUCCAUUACAUUGUAAAUAUGAACAUAAAUGAUGAUGAAAAACAAUAUCAGUGCAGUGACACUGUCCAACAUUGUCUAAUUCAAGCAGUAAUAGCGCUAUUUAUUGUCCUACAUGCAACAUAAAAGGAAUUUGACGGUUAUAACCCUCAUGGCUGAUUCCUCUCAAGUUUUUGAUGUGAAAUAAACACUUUUUAAAUUG